GACCUGAAUAAUGUCCACUUCUAGUCGUGCGCGCAUAGAAUUGUAGCAGAAAGUUUAUUUACUUGAAGUCAACAGCCUCCGGCUCGGGGGUCAGGUGCGGAUGCCGGAGUGAGGCUUGGAAGUUUCUUUUUCUCUCGUAAGCUAAGUCUCCAAUUCAACACUUACAAUUAAAAGAGGAACAAGAGUUCUAUCAGAGGGCUAUGAUUAUGGUUAAUUUGAAGCAUAUAUAGAUAGAAGAAUAUGGGGAGUAGGGUUCCUGUGCAACACUACAAUUUGAGAUCAGCCAAUUCAUUCAUUGGUAGUUCUUUGCAUGAUCUCAACACCGUUGAUUCCCGCCCUGCCAAUAUCGACCCUAUUGGGGAGACCGUCGAUCGUCAUGCCGAUGAUGGCUUAGAUGCGGACGAUGAUUCCAAUGCUGCUGUUGACUGCAUUCAUGAAUCAUAUAGGAAUUCCUUACCACUUCAUGGUGUUGGAGUUGAAGAAGAUCGAUCCAGUCUUGAGAACAGUUGCUCUUCUAGAGCUUCCUAUGAUAUAUUGACCAUUGAGGAUGUUUCGCCUAUCGAGUCUGCAAGAGCGAGAUUUUUGCAAAUAAUAGUGGAUCAUUUUAUUGGUGAUCAUUUGAUUGAAGUGGCUGAUAAUGAGGCUGAUUAUGUUGCUCACUCGGGACAAGAUAAACUGAAUAAGAGGAAAUCAGGAGAUGUGCAAUAUGAAGGUGAUCCCAGGUUUGCUUUGCCCUUGAUGUACGUGGCAAAUAUGUAUGAAACACUAGUGAAUGAUGUAAAUAUGAGGCUGGUUUCUUUGAAUGGUAUUCGUGAUAAGACCAUUGGAGUAGCACUUGAAGCAUCUGGUGGUUUGUAUAGAAAAAUGGCCAAGAAAUUUCCUAAAAAAGGUUCUUGUAUAUUUAAAAGAAGAGAAUUGGCAACUUCUCUUGAGACAAGGACUCGAUUCCCAGAAUUAGUGAUACAAGAAGAGAAGAGAGUACGUUUUGUGGUGGUCAAUGGUUUGGAUAUAGUUGAGAAACCAAGUAGCAUGCCCAUUGAAGAUGCUGAGUGGUUUAAGCGACUGACAGGUCGGAGUGAAGUUGCAAUCUCUGCUCGAGACUAUAAAUUCUACUCUCCGAGGCACAAGUAUAGACGUGUUGUGUCCAACAUUCCUGGUUUGCCAACACUUCCUGCUACAGAUAGUUCUUCUACAAUCGCUAAUGCACAAGGAUUUCGAUCUCCACAAAAUGAGCAGCAACCUACUCCAAAGCAUCACGUGGAUUCAUUGUCACAUCAACCUCAGUUUCACCCACUUCACCAAAACCAUCAUCAAGUUCAUCAAAGUCAACAUGCAACCCAGUUUUCUCAAAGUCAACAAUGUCCUACUUCACACUUGCCUGAAAUCACCAAUGCUAAUCAGUCUCCUAACAUUUCUCAACAUAUGGCAUACUUGCAACCCCUCACAGGAGGUCAUGUUGGAGGGCGUUUGCAUUUAAUGCCUGCAAGCCCAGCAAAGUUUUGUGAUGAAUGUGGCGCUCCAUAUCUAAGGGAAACCUCUAAGUUCUGCUCAGAAUGCGGUACAAAAAGGCUAGGUAUGUGAUGCUAUUAAAAUUCUCCAUCAUGAUCCCAAAAUGUAUUAUAACCUUUUUCGUGGAUUAUAAUUUUUGAAUCUUAGAGUGUACAUUUUUAGUCAUGUAGUGAAGCAGAGAUUUGGCUUAUUUCUUGUUAUUAUAUUAAUGGCUCCAUUUGCUUCAUUUC
This is a messenger RNA of Jatropha curcas, 1739 nucleotides long. RefSeq names its product PPR containing protein. Lineage: Eukaryota; Viridiplantae; Streptophyta; Magnoliopsida; Malpighiales; Euphorbiaceae. The record is from RefSeq and is a predicted model, not a curated record.